AUGCCCAAAUCAAAAUGGAAGAAGGGGAAGGGUUCAAAAUCUCGAUCUAAAGAAGCUAAACCUGAAGUUGUGGCCAGCGUUGGAGGUGAUGAUUUCGGCGGCUCGAUUGUUGAUGCUGAUGAUUUUGAUGAGCUUGCUGAUGAAGACAGUAUUGGGCUGGUAGAAGAAGGAAUGGUGUAUGCCACUGUGAGUUUAGCUGCAGGUCUCGUGGGAACCGCCAUCUCUAACGGGUUGAUCAUGCUGAGGAAGAAGAUGGACCCGGCCUUCAAAAAGCCCAAUAAACCGCCACUGACGGUGCUGAAUUCACUAACUUGGACGACGCACAUGGGAGUGAGCGCCAAUGUGAGGUUAAGGAUUGCUAUACUUGACUCUUAA
Messenger RNA from Thlaspi arvense, 375 nucleotides. The record is from the annotation of a GenBank genome assembly. NCBI's taxonomy places the organism in Eukaryota, Viridiplantae, Streptophyta, Magnoliopsida, Brassicales, Brassicaceae.